Funneliformis geosporum is the source of this 1932-nucleotide messenger RNA. NCBI's taxonomy places the organism in Eukaryota, Fungi, Glomeromycota, Glomeromycetes, Glomerales, Glomeraceae. The record is from the annotation of a GenBank genome assembly.
AUGGUAAAUUCUCUCCUUGCAAUACUUCUCGUUAUUAACACCAGCCGAGGACACCAGUUCGUUUUUAAUUAUCCAAAGGUUCCUCAAAGACGUGAUGAUAUUGACCAAGUUAGAAAAGAAAAUGAUGACAUUGGAGGCGAUGUGCUUGAAAACGAUGUAAUAACGUGGCCCUAUGGUGCAAACGAGGAUGUUGACAAAUGGUCGCUUCGUUCACGACUUGAAGAAGAGGAGGAGUAUGACAUUAAUUCAAACAAACAGACCAAUAAUAGUACUGGAAACGAUGACAUUGAACGCAAUGAAACAUUUAAUAAAUUAUUUGGAUUUGAAACUUGGUUAUUAGCGAAUAUUCUCUGUCCUAAAAAUAAUGGGUUGACAAAAUUCCAGCUUUCAAUUGAUGAUCUGACUUUUGUUGGACAACCUGUUUUUCUUAAAACGGAAGUUGAUACUAAAGAGAGAGAAACUUAUGGUAGAGAAAGAAAAAAGAAUGAUGAUAAUGAUAAUGGUAUAAAUUUAAAUGAAGAAGGAUUACAGGAACUGUCAUCUAGACUUGGUUGUUCUGAUGAGCCAAAUGAAGAAAUGCCUACUCAAAUAUCUUCUAAUGUUACAUCCGAUAAUAGUAACUCUUCUUCUAAUCAUUCUAUUCAACGGCAUCUACACUUUUUCUUUCAUCUUGUGUUUGUUCUUGAACCACCUGAAUUGGAUUUAUGUAGACAAGUAGAUGAUAUUUACAAAAAUGUUAUUACAAAAUUAACGGAAGCACUUCGAUAUGAACAAUUACGAUGUGACUUUGUUAGGAAAGAAGCUGAGUUAAUAAUAUCUUUAAGAGAAAAUCCAGGUGUCUCUACCCCGGACAAAUUGAUGGAAAUCAUAUUAGAGAAAAGUUCUUUAGCACGAUCAAUUUGCAAAGUGUAUUAUGCAAUUUCAACUGAUAAUAUUGCACAUAUACUUAUUAAUGACUAUAUUGAUUUAUCCUUACAAAUUCCUCCACUUUCUCCGACCAUUAAUCCUAUUGAUAAUACUGAUAAUGACAUGGUUAGGUAUGAGUAUGCUCAUUAUCCCGUUAUUGCUCCAUAUCAUACUCUGCUGCUUCUGGAAGAUCCAGAAGAAAUUCUUAAAAAUAUGCCAUUAGAUGCUAAUCCAACAUUGGUUCAGUUGGUUCAGAUUUUGACUCCUACACAACGAUUGGCCGACUUAUGUACUGUAUUAGAUUGUUCUUUAGCACAGAUAUUUCGAAUUGCGGCACAUUUGAUAUAUUGGCAAAAGGCUAAGAUAAUCGAUGUUAUUAGUGUUCGGAAUGUCUAUGUUGUUUCUUCUACCGCGGAUAUGAACUCGUUACCGACUUAUAUUGAAUAUUUUAAACAACACUUUCCUGCUUUGGAUCUUGUAACGAUUCUUGCUUCUCUCUCUACUCCUAAGCCAUACUUUAUAAAUGCUAUCACGUCCAAAGAGAAUCGCACAAUGUACCUUGAAGCUAUAACUUACUUGUUGAGAAAAGACCUUGUUGUACAAUUACACGCAUAUAUCUUGAUCAUGAUACCACAAUAUAUAAAGAAUGGAUUUACUCGGGCAGAGUAUGAAGAAAAAAUGAGAAAUUCUGGGAACAGCGAAGGUUAUGAUCAUACAGCUGUUGAUAUAUCUGUUCCCUCCUCCUCGGCAGGUGGAAGAGGAAUUGGUAAUUCGUCAAGCUCAAUGGAUGCUACCGCUCUAAUUUCCCCUUUUGAAAAGGCAUCAGACAGUGAAAGGGAAUGGUUAUACAGCUUCGUAACAAAUCAUCCUAAAGAAACUGUUACACUUUUCGAGAGAUUAAUUAAAUAUUUCAAUGGAAAACAUCAUGUUGAAGAGAUUCUCUUCCGUGAAACUAUAAAACCGAGAGAUUUAGGUAAAGUAUUAGGUUUGUUUAGCAAAGAUGAAUUGAUUACUGUUUGGUGUUAA